AUGUUAUUCCCAACAUAUUUCCGGACGUUGAACGCUAAAGGCAUAACGCGCCUUUUCUGCACAAAACCCGCCGGGAUCCCCUACAAGGAACUAACUGUAUCGGCUCUCAAGGAAACAUUUGAGGGUGAACGACGUGUAGCGUUGAGUCCUGCAGCGGUGAAAGUGCUUUGUAAUAAAGGGUUUACUGUACAGGUGGAGAAAAAUGCAGGUGUUGGAGCUAAGUGGAGUGACGAAGAGUACGCGAGUGAAGGUGCAAAACUUGUCACUACCGAGGAUGCAUUUAAGGCGGAUAUUUUCCUCAAGGUACGACCACCUACACUCAAAGAAGCUGGUCUUAUGAAAGAAAAUUCUACAUUGAUAUCUUUUGUAUAUCCAGCUACGAAUAAAAUGGUUGUUGACGAAUUGGCGAAGAAACAUAUGAAUGUUAUUGCUAUGGAUUGUGUGCCAAGGAUAUCAAGAGCCCAGGUAUUCGAUGCCUUGUCCUCCAUGGCAAACAUUGCUGGAUAUCGUGCUGUUGUUGAAGCGGCUCAUCAUUUUGGUCGAUUCUUCACAGGACAAAUUACGGCAGCAGGAAAGGUUCCUCCAGCAAAAGUGCUAGUGAUAGGAGGCGGUGUUGCAGGGCUUAGCGCUAUAGGGACGGCCAGAGGGAUGGGCGCUAUAGUCCGUGGAUUUGACACUCGAUCGGCGGCGAGAGAACAAAUCCAAUCGUUAGGCGGGGAGUUCCUCACAGUGUCCAUCAAAGAAGAGGGUGAAGGAAGUGGUGGUUAUGCAAAAGAAAUGAGUAAAGAAUUUCUUGAGGCUGAGCUGGCUUUGUUCGCGAAGCAAUGUAAGGAAGUGGAUAUCAUUAUAUCCACCGCUUUAAUUCCAGGAAAACGAGCUCCUGUACUAAUCACUGAGGAUAUGAUUCGUUCAAUGAAGAGAGGCAGUGUUGUUGUUGACCUGGCAGCUGAAGCUGGUGGGAAUAUCCAGACAACUAGGGCUGGAGAGUGCUACACAAAGCAUGGUGUUAUUCACAUCGGUUACGUUGAUUUGCCAUCCAGACUUGCUACUCAGUCCAGUACGCUCUAUGCUAACAACAUAUCGAAACUGCUACUGUACUUAGGAGAAAAGGAUUCGUUUAAACUCAAUAUUGAAGAUGAGGUUGUACGAGGAGCUACCGUUCUACACAACGGCAAACUAAUGUGGCCUCCACCAGCUCCGGUUGAACCGGCAAAACCUGCUGAGAAGGAAAAACCCGCCGAAACAGCUGUUGUCGCCGUGGAACCGUCACCAUUUGCGAAAACCGCGCGAAGUGCAGCCGCCAUCACUGCAGGAUUGGGCACUCUUCCCGUGUUGGGAGUUGUGUCACCGAAUCUGGACUUCGCCGCAAUGACCACUACAUUCGCUUUGGCUGGAAUUGUUGGCUACCAUACCGUCUGGGGAGUUACACCAGCACUGCACUCACCGCUCAUGUCCGUCACGAACGCGAUUUCCGGAACCACAGCAGCUGGAGCGCUUUGCCUCAUGGGAGGUGGUAUGUUCCCCUCAAAUUAUGCUCAAUCGUUAGCAUUAGGAGCUGCUUUUAUUUCUUCAAUAAAUAUUGGCGGAGGAUUUUUGAUCACAAAACGAAUGCUUGACAUGUUUAAGAGACCAGGUGAUCCACCCGAGUACAACUAUAUGUAUGCUGUACCAGCAGCUUUAUUCUUAGGAGGAUACUAUUACGGAUUACAAACGGGCGCACCAUCUGCUCAUUCACUAGCAUAUCUUGGUUCUUCACUGUGUUGUGUCGGUGCCUUAGGAGGUCUUUCAAGUCAGAAAACGUCUCGUGUCGGAAAUGCUUUAGGUAUGACGGGUGUUGCUGGAGGUUUGGCAGCUACGCUUGGAGUCCUGAGCCCUGAUCAGGAUACACUCAUUCAAAUGGGAAGUGCCAUUGGUUUAGGAUUAGCAGCAACGUUGACAUGCCUAGCGGAUUUCAUUGCAGAACAUCCACAUUUUCUUAUGGAUCCUAGUGGUACUGCUGCCUCAAAGGUAUCGCUUUUCCUCGGCGCUUACAUCGGAGGUGUGACUUUCACUGGUAGUUUGAUGGCGUACGGAAAGCUUCAAGGUAUCCUGGGCUCGGCAGCCGUCUACCUUCCAGCACGUCAUGUCAUCAACAGUGCACUGUUGGCUGGAAAUGGUGUUGCACUGGGUGUAUACAUGUUGGAUUCAGAUUUCACUACUGGAUUAAGUAUGCUUGGAACAACAGCCGGAUUAAGUAGUCUUAUGGGGAUCACAUUGACCAUGGCAAUUGGAGGUGCCGACAUGCCCGUUGUCAUUACGGUGCUCAACAGUUAUUCUGGAUGGGCGUUGUGUGCGGAAGGAUUUAUGCUUAAUAAUGAUUUAUUGACUAUUGUUGGUGCCCUUAUAGGAAGUUCUGGAGCUAUUCUAUCCCAUAUUAUGUGCAAAGCUAUGAACCGUUCGCUAAUUAGUGUAAUUCUCGGUGGUGUAGGAACAAAAAGUCAAGGAACUGGAGCCGCGAAAGCAAUUGAAGGAACGGCAACGGAGACGAAUGUAAAUGAGGCAAUUGAAUGGCUUACAAAUUCUCAAUCGAUAAUUAUUGUACCUGGAUAUGGAUUGUGCGCCGCUCAAGCACAAUAUCCAAUCGCUCAACUUGCCAAAGAACUCACGGAUCGAGGAAUUCGUGUUCGUUUCGCAGUACAUCCGGUUGCUGGUCGUAUGCCUGGACAAUUGAAUGUUCUGCUAGCCGAAGCCGGUGUACCGUAUGAUAUUGUGGAAGAGAUGGAUGAUAUCAAUGAUGAUUUUGAUAGCACUGAUGUUGCACUUGUUAUCGGAGCGAAUGACACAGUUAACUCAGCAGCUGAGGACGAUCCCAACAGCUCAAUCGCUGGAAUGCCAGUAUUGCGUGUAUGGCGCUCGAAAAAGGUGGUUAUCAUGAAGAGGACGUUAGGAGUUGGUUAUGCGGCCGUGGAUAAUCCGGUAUUUUUCAACGAGAACACAGCGAUGUUACUCGGCGACGCAAAGAAGAUGUGCGAUCAGCUGCUGGCAGCCGUUCAAUCCACACCACACUAG
Necator americanus (New World hookworm) is the source of this 3048-nucleotide messenger RNA. RefSeq lists its product as uncharacterized. Bases 1 to 3048 code for a protein of 1015 amino acids. The transcript has 27 exons. Gene Ontology annotation, cellular component: mitochondrial inner membrane. Lineage: Eukaryota; Metazoa; Nematoda; Chromadorea; Rhabditida; Ancylostomatidae. The record is from RefSeq and is a predicted model, not a curated record. Gene Ontology annotation, molecular function: NADP binding. Gene Ontology annotation, biological process: NADPH regeneration; proton transmembrane transport.